UUACUAUAAUGAUUUUGGACUGACCAUAGUACCUUACAUUUCCUAUAAAAUAUCACACAUCAAAAUUGGAUUAUUAUUAUUCUCUUCAUCACUUUCUCUUCUCUACUAGACAAUGAACACACACACUGAGAAAUCCAAACAAUCUUGUACUGUUAUUCUCUAUAAUUGUCUCUUGUUCUUCAUUAUCUUGGCUUCAUUGUUUGCACUAACAAAAACUGAACCAGUUGGAUAUGGUUACAAUGUUAAAUCAGUAAGCGUUGACUCAUCUGGUAGAACGUUGACUGCUAGUCUUCAACUCAUCAAAAGUUCAUCUGUUUUUGGACCUGACAUUCAAAAUCUCAUCCUUACUGCUUGUUUUGAGAAGAAAGAUCGUUUGCGAGUCAGAAUUACAGAUGCAGAUCAUGAAAGAUGGGAAGUUCCUCGAGAAUUUAUUGCUCGCGAAACUCAUUCAACCCCCCGCAGCUCACUCUUGGAAAAACAUUCUUUUUCGUCACUUCCAUUAUUGGAAGACACACAUUACUUCCAUACAAACACCAUUUCUGACCUUAGUUUCACUCUCUACAACACUACCCCUUUUGGCUUUACCAUCAAGCGUCGCUCCUCAGGUGACGUCCUUUUUGACACCUCACCUAAAAAAGAUUAUCCGGACACGUUCCUCAUAUUCAAGGACCAGUACCUUCAAUUGUCCUCUGCAUUGCCAGCUAAUAGGUCAUCAAUCUACGGGCUUGGGGAGCAUACUAAAAGAACAUUUAAGCUCAAGCAUAACCAGACAUUAACUCUUUGGAAUGCUGAUAUUGCUAGUGCAAAUGUUGAUCUCAACUUGUAUGGGUCCCAUCCUUUUUACAUGGACGUCAGGUCUCAUCCUGGCGUGGGGACUAGUCACGGGGUUUUGUUGUUCAAUAGUAACGGGAUGGAUAUUCUAUAUGCUGGUGACAGAAUUACUUACAAGGUGAUUGGAGGGAUCAUUGAUUUGUACUUCUUUGCUGGUCCUGUGCCAGAAUUGGUCAUGGAACAGUACACAGAGCUCAUUGGCCGCCCAGCACCUAUGCCAUACUGGUCUCUUGGCUUUCACCAAUGCCGUUAUGGUUAUAAAGAUGUUACUGAAGUUAAGAAUGUGGUAGCUGGCUAUGCAAAAGCUCAGAUCCCUCUUGAGGUCAUGUGGACAGAUAUUGAUCAUAUGGAUGCCUAUAAGGAUUUCACACUUGAUCCGAUCAAUUUCCCUCUUGACCAGAUGAAGAAAUUUGUCGAUGCACUUCAUCACAAUGGCCAGAAAUUUGUUCUCAUAUUGGAUCCAGGGAUCAGCAUAAAUAGCUCAUACGAGACAUACAAGAGAGGGAUGGAAGCGGACAUUUUCAUCAAAUGUGAUGGUAUCCCUUAUCUUGGUGAAGUUUGGCCUGGAAAAGUCUACUUUCCCGAUUUCAUAAAUCCCCGAGGCAGAGUCUUCUGGAGUAACGAAAUCAGAAUUUUCCAUGACCUUCUCGCUGUUGAUGGGCUCUGGCUUGACAUGAAUGAGUUAUCAAACUUCAUUUCUUCUCCCCCAAGCCCAUCUUCUACCAUUGACAACCCUCCUUAUAAGAUCAAUAACUCUGGAACCUUACGUCCAAUAAAUGAGAAGACGGUCCCAGCAACAUCAGUACAUUUCGGGAACACCUUAGAGUACAAUGUUCAUAACCUCUAUGGAUUCCUCGAAGCUAAAACAACCAAUGCUGCUUUAAUUGACGUUACUGGUAAAAGGCCAUUUAUACUUAGCAGAUCUUCUUUUGUGGGUGCUGGCAAGUACACAGCACAUUGGACCGGAGAUAAUGCAGCUACAUGGGAUGACUUGGCUUAUAGUAUUCCUGGCAUUUUAAAUUCUGGAUUGUUUGGGAUUCCCAUGGUUGGAGCUGAUAUAUGUGGUUUCGGUAAAAAUACUACUGAAGAAUUAUGUCGCCGCUGGAUUCAGGUAGGUGCAUUUUAUCCCUUUGCAAGAGACCACUCUGACAAGUUUUCUAGCCAUCAAGAGCUAUACAUCUGGGAUUCAGUAUCUGCAACAGCCCGAAAAGUGCUCGGACUACGCUACCGGCUCUUACCAUACUUCUACACGCUAAUGUUCGAGGCACAUUCCCGAGGCGUCCCUAUAGCACGUCCCCUUUUCUUUUCAUUUCCCGAUGACACAAACACUUAUGAAAUCAACUCACAAUUUCUCAUUGGUAAGGGAUUAAUGAUUUCCCCAGUGUUGACAUCUGGAGCGGUUUCAGUUAACGCGUAUUUUCCAUCGGGUACCUGGUUCGACCUCUUCAACUAUUCAAACUCCGUGAACAUGAAGUCCGGUAGCUAUAUCAGCCUUGAUGCACCACCCGAUCAUAUCAAUGUACACCUCCGGGAAGGACAUAUACUGGCUAUGCAAGGUGAAGCAAUGACAACAAGGGCAGCCCGGGAUACCCCGUUUGAACUUCUUGUUGCCCUCAACAACAUGGGAAAUAGUUCAGGCGAAGUAUUUUUGGACGAUGGCGAGGACGUUGAAAUGGGAGGAGAGAGUGGAAAGUGGAGUUUAGUGAAAUUUCACACUUAUGUUGUGAACAGGAAGUUAUAUCUCAGAUCAAAGGUCAUGAAUGAAGAGUUUGCUAUGAGUAAGAAUUGGACCAUACACAGAGUGACUUUUGUUGGACUGAAGAAAGGGGUGAGUAAAAUAAGUCCAUAUAAUUUGAACACUAAAAUGGUGGGCAAAAGGCAUUUAUAUUCAAGAAUUAGAACAAAAUUUGCAUCUGGUGUUUUGGAGAUAACAGGUCUAUCAGUUCUUAUUGGAAAAGAAUUUACUCUUGAGCUAACACUUGCCAAAUGAUUAAGAACAGAACAGUGAUGAUCUUAUUAUCUUCAUAUUGUAGAAUAGGGAAAAGAAAGAUUUUUUCUUUGUCUGUUCUCAUUUACUGAUGAACUGAUAAAGCCAUGAAGAAUCAGCUUAGCUAUAUGUUUAUGUACUUCAAACAGAAACUGCCACAUUGUUUAUCAAUGGUGUUAGCGGAAAAAUUGUGAAGGUUAUUGCCAUGGUAUAAUAAAUAUUGUAAUUGUUGUUUUCUUUGUUAAA
Molecule: messenger RNA, 3064 nt
Organism: Lycium ferocissimum
Lineage: Eukaryota; Viridiplantae; Streptophyta; Magnoliopsida; Solanales; Solanaceae
Product: alpha-glucosidase-like
Exons: 5
Coding region: 113-2821 (902 amino acids)
Biological process (GO): carbohydrate metabolic process
Molecular function (GO): carbohydrate binding; hydrolase activity, hydrolyzing O-glycosyl compounds
Source: RefSeq, a predicted model, not a curated record